AUGACGACUCGAGCGGAACGCAUGCAACAGCGCAUGCGCGGUGCGGGACAUGGCCAAGUCGAGGAUGUCUCAUUUCAAUUGGACUUCGGCGACGACCUCACGAGCGAAAUCGAUACCCAGACGAGCCCGGAGCAGCCGCCACCCCGAACAACGCCGACUCCGAACACAUCUGCGAAGCGAAGGAAACUGGACACCGAUGCCGCGCGAUCUCUCCUGCCUGCACCGGCCGGUAUCAGUCAAGCGCGACAGUCACCCGGCAAACCAGAAACCCAAGAAUUGGAGGAGGGGUCGUCGAUGGAAUCUGCGCAGCCCGCAGCGGAGCUGCCAAACACAAGUCCGACUACAAUCAUAGAGGAGGAAGACCCGGACACUGUCGAGUCUUUGCCGCCCCCGAGGCCGGUCAUACCCGCGCCACCGAUCUCGCCCGUGAACCGGAGAGCCGCAGCGGCCAAUACCGAAGUCGAGGAGAGUCCUGCCGAUGCACCAGGAAGCGGCCGACGCCGUAAGAUCACGAGCAGUGCUUUGGCUUCGAGCGCUAGAUUACAGGAUGCUUUAUCUCCAGGAGAUAACGAAACUGAGACGGUACCCAUUUCAUCACCUCUCGUCAGCAAAGUUCGAAGGACCACGAUCGGUACGCGCAGGUCGACAAGCAGCCGCGGGAGCCGCAACUCUGGUGCAUCUGUGGCUGAAGAUGCCGACGAGUUAUCACCUGAUGGUGCCGGGAAGUCUGGUGGAAGGACUCUGUCUCCUGAAUUAUCAUCACGGCACGAAACACAAGCAGAAGAAUCCGUGGCACACUCCGAUGAACCGACAGAAGAGCCGCAACCCGAGCCUGAGCCGGAGACUGAAGUACAUUCGGAGCCAGAACCUGAACCCGAGCCGGAAUCGCUAGUAGAGGAACAGGAGCCGAGUCAGGAUCCAGAUGAGAGUGUGGCUGAAGAGGUGGACGCGAACGAGGCGGCACAACGACUGGGGCGCAAGCGGCCCCGCAGAAGCCCAAGAGGGCCGUCUGCCGAGCAGGACUCUACUCUUGUAGAUGAGGAUAACGAAGACCCCCUGCCCAAAAGGCGGAAGAAACAGACCCACGCUAGUCCGGCAAAACAAAGACAAGGAAGGCCAAAGGCAACUUCGAAAACCAAGAGUCCGCCAAAAGCCGCCCCUAAACGGAGGAAGAAAGAUUCAGAUGCGCCAGGAGGCGACGAGACUGUUGCGAUUCCAGUACAACGGUUUACGACGAAGAAGACCCAACCUGAAGGCGAGGAUGACGACGCAGACAUUCUCAAUUCCGAUAUCCCCUUCACCAGCCGUGGCGGAGUAAACACUGUGGAUGUGUUGACCACCAUGUGUGAGGAGGUCCUCGGGACGAGUCUGGAGACCCUUAAGGAGGGCAUGCGCAAUGCAGAAGACGCAGCCACAAAGAAAGAGCGUAGGGUGCAGAUGCGAGCUCUGGAAGCUUACCAGGAAGAGUUGCGCAACCGGUUUCUCCAACACACCAUUCUCCUCGACACACUCCACAACUUGCGCAAGCGGGUACGCAGUGUCCAAAAGGAGAGAAUCACCCUUCGGGACGAAAUCAUGCGCAUCCGUGCCGAACGGGACCAGGUGGCUGUCCGGAAGGAUUCCGUCAGAAUUAAGCACGACAAGGUCAAAGAGGAAGCUCUGAACCAAUUGAGCUUAUCUUCGCAGAUGCAUGACAUCGACCUGGCGGUAGAGCGAGGUCGUGCGGCGCCUGAGCUCGGCCCAGCCGAGAAGAAGACGGCGGAAUUGGCGAACCUCGAGAUUCUGAUAUCGAGGAUUACAGACCAGGCCUGUACGCAGAGCGACACAGGGGGGACGCUGAAGCAGAUCAAAGACUUCAAUGCAUUCCUAGAACGCGCCGCGGUGGCGUUGGAGGGCAGAUAG
Colletotrichum chrysophilum is the source of this 1902-nucleotide messenger RNA. RefSeq lists its product as uncharacterized. The record is from RefSeq and is a predicted model, not a curated record. Lineage: Eukaryota; Fungi; Ascomycota; Sordariomycetes; Glomerellales; Glomerellaceae. The coding region runs from base 1 to 1902 and encodes 633 amino acids. The transcript has 5 exons.